AUGAGUCUAUUCGCUGAUGCGACUGAGCACAAAUUCAUAGAAGACCAGAUUCUUACACAUACUCGUGCGAUAUGGGACCUCAAGUUUAGACUCAACAUGCUGGUGCCAAUCUGUAGACUUCCUCUAGAGACACUGGCCGCCAUUUUCCUUGAGAUUCUCGCUGAAGCAGAGGAGGAGCAGAAUCGGCUACACCCUUAUUAUAGCAGCAAGCGAGCUUAUUCGUGGAUCAAAGUCUCCCAUGUUUGCCGUCGCUGGCGCUCAGUCGCUUUGGAAUGUCCCAGAUUUUGGAGCCACAUCGUGCUGACUAGUCCAAAAUGUGUGAAGGAGCUUUUGUCUCGUUCGAGGGGGGCAAUGUUAUCCGUGAUGGCCGACGUGUCCACGGGGGAUGUCAGGGGCAAGACCGAUGCGUUGACGUUGCUCUUCGAGAACUUCUCGCGGAUCCAACAGCUCCGCUUGAUCAUCCCGCAAAGCUCUCUCCAGAACAUCAUGGAACUUAUGACAGGACCUGCUCCUGUUUUGCACACUUUCAUCAUCACCCAGGCGGGCCCACAUACACACCAUCUACCAGAGACUCGUUACCCUGCCUUCUUAUACCACGACGAGACGCGUAGACUGCAGCACUUUGAAAUACGAGGACACAUUGCGACUGGUUGGAGUCUGCCGAUGUUUCCUCAUUCGCUGAGACAUCUUCAUCUCAGUAGAGGGGACGUUGUUCCGCCCUCGCCCAUGUCGGAUGUGCUCAAAAUUCUCGAAACAACCCCGUUAUUGGAGACUCUCAAGUUGGAAAGAGUUGUUUCUGGGGUACUAGAGACUGGUCAGGUUAUCGAUUUACCCCACCUUCGCUCCAUGCGGCUGGUUGCGGGGUGCAAACACAGCGCUUUUCUCCUCAAUCAUCUUUCUUUUCCCCAGGACGUAACCAUCUCUCUGAAAAGUGAGACGUACUCACGUCCCGGCGAUGUAGCGGUGGUCGCAUCGGCUAUCGCGGCGAAGAUUUCUGGUUCGGACCAGUUACGCACUUUGUCGAUAGGCCCGCAGCAUUCCGACGAUAGCUUGACUAUUCGAGUCUGCGAUACUCUUAGGUCGCUAGAGUCGUUUGAAGUUUCGCUGGGGAAUGGAGUUGGCCGCCUCGACCUUACGUUCAAUCUGCGCCUGGCCGAGGCAGCGGACGUGAUCGGAACGUUCUGCAAGCAUUGCCCACUUGUGCAAGUGCAGAACCUCAGUCUAUUGUCUACCGAUCUCGCGAUGGCAUCACAGACUCUAUGGGUCAAAGCCUUUGGGAAGCUGGAGAACGUAUCUCUACUGCAGGUCGGGGGAGAGCUGGCGCAACAUCUCCCACUCGCACUUGGCAUUCGCGAAGAGGACGGGAAUGUCAUAGUCUUCCCUAAGCUGCAGGAGCUGCAGCUGAAUGAAGUCUGGAUCGGAGCUUUUGAUGGCGAUGUUAGUCCUUUCAUGGACUCUUUCCUGGACUCCCUGAUACAGCGCUGCGAUCACGGCGUAGAAGUCCGCCGUUUGGUCCUCACGAAAUGCAUAAACACAGACAUGACCGAAGUUGCUCUCAUGUCAGAAAUUGUGCCGUCGGUUACCUGGGAUGGCAUCGAGAAUUUUGUGGAAGACGCAUCACUGGCAGAAUAUGAGGAGGAGGAGGAUGAUGACGGCGACGAACUGGGCGGCGGGUUUUUUUGGCCAGUGCCAUGA
Molecule: messenger RNA, 1695 nt
Organism: Sparassis crispa
Lineage: Eukaryota; Fungi; Basidiomycota; Agaricomycetes; Polyporales; Sparassidaceae
Exons: 2
Coding region: 1-1695 (564 amino acids)
Molecular function (GO): protein binding
Source: RefSeq, a predicted model, not a curated record